ACAUAAACAAAAAAAAAAAAAGCUGUCUUUGCUUUUGCGUUUCCUUUCUAUCGGUCUCUGAUUUCUCGCCGAUAAGUCAGUAUCGUUCUGGCUCCUUUUUGAUCCCAAGUGAAAUGAAAAAUUUCCCUCUUUCUUCUCUCUCUCUCUCUUUUUUUUUAGAUGAAGUGGGAGUUUGGAUUCCCUUUCGCCAAACAUUCUGAUUCUCUCUCUCUUUCUCCUUUUUGUUUUGGUUGAGUUUGAUCUUUCAUGGUGAAGAUUCAUCAUUUACUGAGAUGUGGAAGAAGAAGAAAUAGCUGACAGAGGAAAAUUUUUGUGUUUUCUUAGUUUCGUUGGGAAUUUAAGUGCAAGUUAGUUAGUUACCUGUGGUUGUAUUGGAUUUUUGUUUGCUUUUCUAAGCAUUUAAGCUGAUUCCUUUAAGUGAAAUGAUCUUGCAAGUAUUGGCAAUGUUUUGGAGCUAAAGCUGGUUUUUGUAGAAGAGGAUUGAAAUAUGGUGUAGAGGUAUAUGGUUAAUUUUCUAUCUGGAAGAGAACAAGUGAUUGGAUUUGCUAAAGGAACCGUUUUUACUAUUCAUUCUCAGCAAAAAUGAAGGUUCCUCCAAAUGGGUAUAUGCCUAAUUCUGCAGAAGGAGAAAGGAAGACUAUUAAUUCGGAGUUAUGGCAUGCUUGCGCGGGGCCAUUGGUUUCUCUGCCUCCAGUUGGAAGUCUUGUAGUUUACUUCCCUCAAGGCCACAGUGAGCAAGUUGCAGCGUCGAUGCAAAAAGAGGCUGAUUUCGUACCAAGCUAUCCCAACCUUCCUUCCAAGUUGAUUUGCAUGCUUCAUAAUGUCACAUUGCAUGCUGAUGCAGAAACUGAUGAGGUCUAUGCUCAGAUGACCCUUCAACCAGUCAGCAAAUAUGACAAGGAAGCAUUACUGGCUUCUGAUAUGGGCCUCAAGCAAAGCAGGCAACCUACUGAAUUCUUCUGCAAAACUCUAACAGCUAGUGACACAAGCACACAUGGUGGAUUCUCUGUCCCUCGACGAGCCGCUGAGAAGAUUUUCCCACCACUGGACUUUUCAAUGCAACCACCUGCGCAGGAGUUGGGAGCCAAAGAUUUACAUGACAAUGCAUGGACGUUUAGACAUAUUUAUCGCGGUCAGCCGAAAAGACAUCUGCUCACUACAGGCUGGAGUGUCUUUGUUAGCACAAAACGACUAUUUGCUGGUGAUUCUGUUUUAUUUAUAAGAGAUGAAAAGUCACAGCUUCUUUUGGGUGUAAGGCAUGCUAAUAAACAACAGUCAGCGCUCUCUUCAUCAGUCAUAUCCAGUGACAGCAUGCAUAUCGGAAUUCUUGCUGCUGCAGCUCAUGCUGCUGCUAAUAACAGCCCAUUUACCAUAUUUUACAAUCCAAGGGCAAGCCCUUCUGAGUUUGUUAUUCCCUUCGCCAAGUAUAGUAAAGCUAUGUAUACACAAGUUUCAGUGGGCAUGAGAUUCAGAAUGAUGUUUGAGACUGAGGACUCGGGAGUGCGUAGAUAUAUGGGCACUAUCACUGGCAUCAGUGAUUUGGAUCCAGUGCGAUGGAAAAAAUCACAGUGGCGCAAUCUUCAGGUUGGCUGGGAUGAAUCAGCUGCUGGUGAACGGCCAAGCCGAGUUGGAAUUUGGGAGAUUGAGCCUGUAAUAACUCCUUUCUACAUUUGCCCCCCUCCAUUUUUCAGACCUAAGUUCCCUAAGCAGCCAGGGAUGCCAGAUGAUGAGUCUGACAUUGAGAACGCUUUUAAAAGAGCCAUGCCUUGGCUUGGAGAUGAUUUUGGCAUGAAAGAAACCCCAAGCUCGAUUUUCCCUGGUUUGAGUUUAGUUCAGUGGAUGAGCAUGCAACAAAAUAAUCAGUUUCCAGCUGCUCAAGCAGGAUUUUUCCCACCCAUGCUUCCUUCCAAUGCCCUGCAUAGUACCCUUGGCUCUGAUGAUCCCUCAAAGUUACUGAAUUUUCAAGCCCCUGGCCUGUCUGUACCAAGUCUCCAGUUUAACAAAGCAAAUCCGCAAAACCAAGUUGGCCAGCUGCCACAGCCAUCUAUGGCAUGGACUCAACAGCAGCAGCUGCAGCAAUUCUUGCAGACCAAUAUCAGCCAACAGCAGCCAGCUCAGCCUCAACAGCUGCAGCAGCAGCCUCAUCCACAACAGCAGCAGCGUCAGGAACCACAGCAACAGCAGUUGAGCCAACAGCCGCAGCCAGAGAUUCAGCCUCGACAAAUACGACAACAGCAUCCACAAUUAGAGCAACAGCAGCAGCAACAAAUAUUCCAACCUCCUGUAAAUAGUGGUGUUACUGCUAACUCAAUUUCAAAUCAAAAUUUGCAGCAACCGAUGGUAUAUUCUCAACUUCAACAGCAGCAGCAGCAGCAGCUACUGGCAAGCAAUACCCAAUCCCAAAAUAUACCCCCUGCUAAUAAGAGUUCAUAUCAGCUGUCGUCUUUGCCACAAGAUGCUACACUCCAGCAACAAAUGGAGCAGCAAUCUACCCUCUUACAGAGGCAACAGCAGCAGACACAAUUGCAGCAGUCCCCACUUCAGCUGUUACAACAAAACCUGUCACAUAGAACACAACUACCACUGCCACAGCAGCAAGUGCAACAGCUAUCCCAGCCCAGCCUCUCUGAGCAACAGCUUCACUUGCAGUUGCUGCAGAAAAUGCAGCAACAGCAGCAGCAGCAGCAGCAGUUGCUUUCCCCUACGAGCUCACCUUUGCAGCCUCAGUUGCUACAGCAACAGCUGAACCAUCAACAAAACCAGCAGUUCCAGCAGUCACCUGUUUCGCAGAGUCAGCCACAGGGUAGCAAUAGCUUCUCAACGGCAGCACUCGGACAAUCACAAUCCUUUCCCGUUUGUCAUUCCCAUGUGCUACAGAAGCCACCUACUACAAAUAGAGCCCAUUCCACUCUUACAGAUGGAGAUGCUCCAUCUUGUUCAACCUCACCCUCCACUAAUAACUGCCAAAUCUCUCCAUCAAAUUUUAUGAACAGAAACCAAGAAUCACCGGCAAUAUUGAUGGGGGACCAAGUGGUUGAGCCUGGAACUAAUCUGGUUCAGGAGCUAAAUAACAAGUCUGAUAUUCGAGUUAAACACGAGUUUCAAAGUUCAAAAGGGUUAGAGCAACUAAAAUACAAAGGUACAGUACCUGAUCAAUUGGAAGCCUGUUCUUCAGGAACAUCAUAUUGCCUAGAAGCUGGCAACAUCCAACCAAAUUUCUCGCUCCUCACCUAUGGUUUGGAUGGUGAUAUCCAAUCACAUCCUAGGAACAGUAUGCCUUUUGCAGCUAAUAUUGAUAGCUUGGCACCUGACACUUUGUUGUCAAGGGGAUAUGACACUCAGAAGGAUAUUCAAAACCUGGUAACUAAUUAUGGUGGGACUCCAAGAGAUAUUGAGACAGAGUUGUCCACUGCUGCGAUAAGCUCUCAAACUUUUGGGGUGCCAAACAUACCCUUCAAGCCUGGAUGUUCCAAUGAUGUUGCAAUAAAUGAUUCUGGGGUUUUGAAUGGUGGAUUGUGGGCCAACCAGACUCAACGCAUGCGAACAUAUACAAAGGUUCAAAAGCGUGGCUCUGUUGGAAGAUCUAUUGAUGUAACCCGAUAUAGAGGGUAUGAUGAACUUAGACAUGAUCUAGCUCGCAUGUUUGGUAUUGAAGGGCAACUAGAAGAUCCACAAAGUUCUGACUGGAAGUUGGUUUACGUGGAUCAUGAAAAUGACAUACUACUUGUUGGAGAUGACCCUUGGGAGGAGUUUGUAAGCUGUGUUCAGAGCAUAAAGAUAUUGUCAUCUGCUGAAGUGCAGCAAAUGAGUUUAGAUGGAGAUCUUGGUAGUGUGCCAGUUCCAAAUCAAGCCUGCAGUGGGACUGACAGUGGGAAUGCAUGGAGAGGGCACUAUGAUGAUAACUCAGCUGCCUCAUUUAAUAGAUAAGGCAUUUAAAUUGAGAUAGAAGCUGCUAAUGAACUUCACGUGACGGUUUCCUCGACCCUUGAGCAAGGGCAGUUGCCACCGUCAUGGCCUCCAUCGAUUCGAAAGAUGAAACAAGUCGAACUUCCUUCAGGUACUCUGAUGACAAAAGGGAAUGUUCGGACGGAGAUGACAUUGUAGUCUUCAUGCGAUCUCUUCACCAUGUAUGCCGCUGGAAGUUGAGCACUUUAUGAAUUAUGAACUUCUGCAUGCAAAGGACGCAGCUGUAUAUAUUUUGUCUCAACUUUUGGCUUUCUAGUGAUAGAUGUAAGCAGUUUGGUUAAAUGCAAGAGGAAGAAGGAUUUUGAUGUACAUUAGAAAGCAAGAACAAAAUGAUGAGAUGUAUAAUACGACGUUUUAUUCAAUUUGAAGUUCAAUCUAACAAAACAAUUCCUUGUAAAUGUUACGAUGGAAAACAAUAUCUCGA
Messenger RNA from Manihot esculenta (cassava), 4390 nucleotides. RefSeq names its product auxin response factor 19. Gene Ontology annotation, biological process: response to hormone; regulation of DNA-templated transcription. Gene Ontology annotation, molecular function: protein binding; DNA binding. Gene Ontology annotation, cellular component: nucleus. The record is from RefSeq and is a predicted model, not a curated record. NCBI's taxonomy places the organism in Eukaryota, Viridiplantae, Streptophyta, Magnoliopsida, Malpighiales, Euphorbiaceae. Bases 583 to 3927 code for a protein of 1114 amino acids. The transcript has 13 exons.